GCGAGGCGCACACUGAAUCGGCAGUAAUCUACCGCGCGACACAUUCAUCCACAUAUCAUAAUGUGAGAGAAGCAGUUAAACUGUAAAAUGUGCUGUUCGAAAUGGGACCAUCCUCGUUUGGCUCUUUUAUGCACUAGAUUUGUUGAGCAGAAGUGCAUGAAGACCUAUGGAUAACAUGCCGCGCACUGGUCAACUACAGUACAUACACUUCGUGACGCGCGGAUCCUCUGUAGGGAAAUGAGACGAGUGAAAAGUUAGACUACAUGAAAAUGUCGGCGACUCAUGCCUCACCUUUGCCCAACAAAACUUACCAAUAUGAGGAUGUGGACCAGGAUAAGGGCAACUGGCAGAUUAUUUUUGGCUUAUCAUUUGCCAUUGCAACUGUCACUUGCAUGGGAGGUUUGUACUCGCUUCUGUCGCUACUUAGGAUGAGGAGUAAGUCUUCCCUGUGUAUGAUAGUGGCUUCACUGUCCAUAGACGACCUGAUCAGCGUCGUGCCGCUCACGCUCUUCAUGAUCCUGCAAUGGAGGAGCGGAGACGCGAACCGGUCGGGCGUAAUGUGCACCUUAUCCGGACUCCUCUAUGUUUUCCAAGGGUUGUCGAGCAAUAUGAAAGCCUGCCUCAUGGUUGCCUACACUUUUUACGUGACAAAGCGCUUUGGAGUGUAUCAGACACCUAACCGGCCUCUCGGGGUGUUCGUGGCGGUGCUCGCGGUAUGGACGGUCAGUCUGGUGGUCAGCGUCCUGCCCGUGUGCGGUUGGGGUCGCUUCGCCCCCGCGUCUCUCGGCUGUCUCCCUGUGAACGACAGCUUCUACGUGCUGCUUCUCUUCGCUGUUUACUCACUGUGUUUCUGCGGGCUGGUAGUUUGCUCGGUUCCUCUGAUAUAUCAACUCAUGUGCUCCUCAGAGGCCCUAAAGGCAUUUUACCCGAGCUAUUUUGAAAUUGCCGGCUCGGCGCCGUUGUGUGAGAUACCCUCUCUUUCACGGGAUAGCUUGGAGAAAAGUUUAGGAGCCUACAAUGAAUUCAACACGACCACAAGCAAAACGGAGACAUAUUCUCUCUCAUAUUCACCGGCAACCGGUCAUUUUCAGAAGGAUGUUUCGCAGAGUGCACGGCAUUCCCCUGUGUUUUUCUCUCAGAAACGCUUCUCGAUGAUUCUGGCCAUGGCUCGAAUGGUUUUGUGGAUGCCAAUGAUGACACAGAUCUUGGUGAGUCACGCUGUUCACAUGCACAGCUCGUCCUUGGAGACUCUCUGUUUUUUCCUGACCUUGCUCUCCGCAGCGGUCACCCCGGUCUUCGUGCUUUCAGAGCGCUGGAUCCAUCUGCCGUGUGGCUGCUUUAUCAACUGUCGCCAAGGUUUAGGAUCCGAGCUCUCUGACGCAAAGAAAAGGAGAUUUGAAUUCAAUCUCUCCUUCCAGCAAGGCUAUGGCAUGUACAAGAUCUCCCACGCCAAGUCGCCGUCUAUCGAGAAACCCUCGUUUAACAGUUUAUACAGUUGCGAUUUCUCGGAGAGCAGGGUGGCAGUGCUAGACAGUGGUCAGAUCGGUAAGUUCAGCACCACGGCAGCGGAGGACAGCUCCCUCCACAGCGAGCUACUACUGGAGGAGAGAGCAGACGGCCCGCCUCAGAGCUCCGUGGAACGAGACGGAUCAUGCAGCGUCUCUCCUCAGGUCUCAGUCUGCUGUCGUGAGGAUCUUAACCUUGACAACUCGUCCGUCUUCGAUGGCCCAGAAAGGAGACUAUCCCAUGAGGAGUGUCGUAAGAUCGAGCUGACGGACUGGGAGUGGUGCAGGAGUAAAUCAGAAAGGACUCCGAGACAGAGAUCCAUGGCUGGGUUGGCCAUUCCGUUAUGUGCCUUCCAGGGCACAGUAUCCCUCCAUGCCCCCACGGGAAAAACACUGUCCCUCUCCACCUACGAAGUCAGCAGUGACGGCCUCAAGAUCUCCCCUAACAACACCAAAAAGGUUGAAGUGUACCGUUCCAAAUCAGUGGGUCACGAACCCAGUGCGGAAGAGCCCAACUCCGACAGUGGGGGUGUUGGAGCUGGAGUCGGUGACACCAAUGUGAAAAUCCACCUAGAGGUUUUGGAGAUCUGCGACAAUGAGGAGGCCAUGGACAGUGUCUCCAUUAUUUCCAACAUCAGCCAGUCAUCCACACAUGCACGUUCACCUUCGCUACGUUACUCUCGCCGGGAAAAUCGUUUUGUGUCAUGUGACCUGGGUGAAACGGCAUCAUACUCGCUGUUGAUCCCUACCAGUAACCCGGAUGCUGACAACAUCAACAUACACAUUCCAGAUACGGUGGAAGCACAUAGGCAAAACAGCCGAAGACAGCACCAGGAGGCUGGAGGGUACCAGGAAGAGAUACAGCUGCUCAAUGAAGCCUACAGGAGGCAGGCAGAUGACCAAGGGAACUAACACCAACAGAUACAUUAGGGUACACAAAUGGGCUGAGAUGGCCCAGGGAAGAAGUAUGGAAUGUUUGCAUGGAGAAUUUAAAGCUUUGGAGAAAAUACAGUUAGCAGCAAGAAUAUCAGAGGCUGAAAUGGGGAAAUACUGCCUGUUUCAAAGAAUCACAAGAGAGAUAUUGUUCUGCCAAGCUGUUUGCUUUAGUAAGCAAUUUUGGUGUAAAAAUAGGCUGGAAGCAUUAUGUGGUUUUCAGAUUUUGUAACUGCCUUUAAGAUUAAAUGAGAGUACCCACAUCUUCAAGGUAACGCACAGCAAGGAAGGGCUCGGGGUUUGGAAAGCGAGAUGAUUUAUCUGCCAAAGUGCAGAUAAAAUGUGCUCGGAGGUAAAACAAAUCUCAAGAUGAGGUUUAUGAGACAGAGAGAGAGCUUGCUCGGAUGUGCCCUUAGUUUCAUGCCUCAGCGAGGAUAGAUCAGAGGGUUAUGAUGCGGAUGGUAACUUUUAGAUUGUGAGAAGUGGAGCUGUCAUGGUAUGAAUGAAGUGCUGGAGAAAAAGGCUGAAGUCCUUGAGCUGUUGACAUAUAGGCUAAAAUAAAGGUUAUUGAAGACUCGAAAGAGGAAUGGGCUUUACUCAUCUUUUUAAUGUUCUGGCAUUUAUUAAAUAUAAAUGUAAGUGAACAGAUAGAGAGGGUUGAGGAGAAAGCUGAAUAGAGGAGGAUAAAUUCUGUUAGGUGUGUGUGUCUGCAGUGCUUGUGAGACAGACAAAGAAAAGGAUUGCGAGGGUGUGCGGAGAAGAAGCAACUAAAAUAAAUGACGUAAUUUAAGUAUUCUAGCUCAGGCACAGACCAUACGGCAUACUGAAAAAAAAGAUGCCAAAUGUGUACGUUGCAAUUUUGGUAAAAUACACAUUACAUUUUGUUUCUCUGCUCAAGAAUUGCUAAUAACACAGUUGGGGUGUAUUUUCUCUCUGGCUAAAUGUACACUUAGUAUGUGUGAAUUUAUUGAUAGCUGUAUGUAUGCUUGCUCCUGUAUGUGGGAAUUUGUACACCUUCUUUCUUGUUCUAAAGCCAUGCACAUAUGUUAUGGUUUAUCAAAAUUCCUGAGCUUGACUUCUGAGACAGAGACAGAGAGAGAGAGAGAAACUUUCACAGAUGUAAAAGUGAGAAUGAUGCAUAGGCCUAUUUUAUAUGUUAAUGUAUGUGCAAAUGAAUGCUCGUUUUUGAGUCACUUAGGAAUCCUUUCCCCCCAUUUUCAGUGCAUUACAUUUGCAAUCAGAAAUGUGACCCAGGCCACUCACUUGCAUUUAAUACAGGCAUAAAUGUAGCUCUGCAAUGAAACAUUCAUGGACGAUUCCAUGGAUGCCUCAAAACUAAGAUUAAUGCAGGCUCUGACGAUUCUGCUUAUUUACAUUGAAGCUUUGCCAUAUUAAUAUAGCCUAUAAAACAGUUAUUUAGAAAUGUGAAAAUGAAAUACAACACAUUCAUAGAGGUGCACAUAGCUAUCAGAACUAUUAAUAAUCAACUGCAGACAUUACCUUAUUGUUUUGUUAUUUUAAAAUGUCAAAUCAAAGUGUUUUUCUUAUGUAUGUAUAUUGUGUAUUCAGAAAAGCAGAUCAAAAUUUGUCUUUGUGUCAUCAAGCAGCAAAAUGCUACAAAAUAUUUGCAUCUCUUCUCAUUAAAGAUUUAUCUGCAGCAAACAGCCUUAUUCAAGAGUUCAGAUUAAUUUAUUGUACUCCCAUUUGCUCUUCGCUGAACUGACUCCCAUGGUAUAUACACCGAUCAGCCACAACAUUAAAACCACCUGCCUAAUAUUGUUUAGGUCCCCCUCGUGCUGCCAAAACAAUGCCAACCCACAUCUCAGAAUAGCAUUCUGAGAUGAUAUUCUUCUCACCACAAUUUUACAGAUGGUUAUCUGAGUUACCGUAGACUUUGUCAGUUCGAACCAGUCUGGCCAUUCUCUGCUGACCUCUCUCAUCAACAAGUCAUUUCCAUCCGCAGAACUGCUGCUCACUGGAUGUUUUUUGUUUUUGGCACCAUUCGAUGUAAAUUCUAGAGACUGUUGUGAGUGAUAAUCCCAAGAGAUCAGCAGUUACAGAAAUACUCAAACCAGCCCGUCUGGCACCAACAAUCAUCCAUGCGAUUAUCUAAUCAGCCAGUCAUGUUCACAUCAACCAUCAGAAUGGGGAAAAAAUGUGAUCUCAGUGAUUUAGACCAUGGCAUGAUUGUUGGUGCCAGAUGGGUUUGAGUAUUUCUGAACUGCUGAUCUCCUGGGAUUUU
Molecule: messenger RNA, 4680 nt
Organism: Myxocyprinus asiaticus (Chinese sucker)
Lineage: Eukaryota; Metazoa; Chordata; Actinopteri; Cypriniformes; Catostomidae
Product: probable G-protein coupled receptor 149
Exons: 4
Coding region: 264-2417 (717 amino acids)
Biological process (GO): neuropeptide signaling pathway
Cellular component (GO): neuron projection; membrane
Molecular function (GO): neuropeptide binding; G protein-coupled receptor activity
Source: RefSeq, a predicted model, not a curated record